Molecule: messenger RNA, 960 nt
Organism: Tachyglossus aculeatus (Australian echidna)
Lineage: Eukaryota; Metazoa; Chordata; Mammalia; Monotremata; Tachyglossidae
Product: olfactory receptor 14A16-like
Exons: 2
Coding region: 1-960 (319 amino acids)
Biological process (GO): G protein-coupled receptor signaling pathway
Cellular component (GO): membrane
Molecular function (GO): odorant binding; olfactory receptor activity; G protein-coupled receptor activity
Source: RefSeq, a predicted model, not a curated record
AUGCCCAACGUCUCCACGAUGAGGAAAUUCCUCCUGCUGGGUUUCUCGGAGGUCCGGGAGCUGCAGCUGGUCUUUGCCACGCUAUUCCUCCUGGUCUACCUGGCGGCCCUGACGGGGAAUCUCCUCAUCAUCGCCCUCACCGUCCUCGACCAGCGCCUCCACACCCCCAUGUACUUCUUCCUCAGGAAUCUGUCCGUCAUCGACCUCUGCUACAUCUCCGUCACCGUCCCCAAGUCUGUCUUCAUCUCCCUGACCGAUCGUAGAUCCAUCUCCCACCUGGGCUGUACCGCCCAGGUGUUUCUGGUAUUUCUGUUUGCUGUUUCAGAGGCGGUCGUCCUCACGGCGAUGUCCUAUGAUCGCUAUGCCGCCAUCUGCCACCCACUGCACUAUGAGCUCAUCAUGAACAACUCGGCCUGUGGAAAAAUGACGGCCGCCUCUUGGCUCAGCGGGGUGUUGCUUGGAGUCUCAUUUGCAGCUUCAUCUUUAUCUCUGAGCUUCUGUGGGUCCAACAUCAUCCAGCAUUUCUUCUGUGACAUCCCCUCCCUGCUGAAGAUCUCCUGCUCCGAGGACCACGUUGCCAUAGAUGUGAGCAUCACUGGUGGGUUAGUUUUAGGUGUCGUCUGCUUCAUCUUCAUCAUCUUCUCCUACGUGCACAUAUUCCAUGCCGUGCUGAGGAUGCCGACUUCUGAGAGUCGGGCCAAAGCCUUCUCCACCUGCCUGCCUCAUCUUGGCGUCGUCACCGUCUUCUUCUCUACUGGAGCGGUUGACUAUCUCAAGCCCGUGUCAGACUCCCCCUCGACCCUGGACCUGCUUGUUUCCGUGUUCUACACCGUAGUGCCCCCCUCCCUGAAUCCCCUCAUCUACAGCCUGAGGAACAGGGACAUGAAGGCCGCUCUAUGGAGAGUCCUGAAGGGGAAAUCCCUCAUCCCUCCUCUAAGGGACACAAUUCAGUAUCAGUGA